UGGCUCAGCCAGUGACAGUGUGCGUGCACAGCAUAGUGUGACCAGUGCGGGGCGGCGCACGCUGUGCGGCAGGGUGUAGUGUGGGAGUGUGCGUGUUGUGAUGCUGCAGGAACAGGAAGCUGUGGGAGGAGGGCACAUAAUCAUCAUCACUACUGGGAAAUGAUACGGUGAUGACUGCAGGGCCGGGAGCACAGCGGGGCAGGUGUGAGUGCACUCAGGGACUGUCUCUCGCUGAGUGGAGUCUGUGCUCGAUUGCUUCUCCUCUCCAGUUUUCUCUAUGUGAGAAGGAUUCUGAGACUAUGAACAAUGGGGCUACCUAUACACUUUGUUGUUGACCCACAAGGAUGGUUCUGUGUCGGGCUUAUCUUUUUCAUCUGGCUUUACAAUACAGUCUUUAUCCCUCAGCUUGUCCUCUUCCCCCGCUUUGAGGAUGGACAUCUCUCCGCUUCUGCAAUAUGGGCUUACUAUAUGGCCUCCUUCUUUUGUGUGGUUUCACUUUUAAGAGCAUCAACUGCAGAUCCUGGCAAGCUGCAAGAUAGUCCAAAGAUCCCUCCCACAGAAAAAGAAUUAUGGGAACUAUGCAACAAAUGUAAUAUGAUGAGACCAAAACGCUCUCACCACUGCAGUCGAUGUGGGCACUGUGUCAGAAGAAUGGAUCACCAUUGUCCGUGGAUAAACAACUGUGUUGGGGAAGAUAAUCACUGGUUGUUUCUCCAGCUUUGCUUCUACACUCAACUCCUCAGUGGUUACACUCUCAUUCUAGAUUUCUGCCACUAUUACUACUUCUUACCAUUGAAAACCAUCACCUGGGAUGUUUUUGUCUAUAGACAUGAACUGGCAUUGCUCAGGAUAUCCACAUUUAUGGCUAUUAUCAUGUUUGGAGGCAUGUGCAGUUUGUUCUACACACAGGUUGUUGGCAUAUUAACGGAUAUGACGACUAUAGAAAAAAUGUCCAGCUGCUGUGAAGAAAUAUCGAGAGCUAGAAAACCAUGGCAGCAGACCUUCUCAGAAGUUUUUGGCACUCGCUGGAAGAUCCUGUGGUUCAUUCCUUUCAGGCGGAGGCGACCACUGCGAAUCUCCUACUACUUUGCCAAUCAUGUCUAAACAGAUGGAUGGUGAGCACAGAUGGGUCUGCCACGCUGGAAACAAGUUACACGUUUUAUCAUAACAGUGCUAUGACAGUCUUCAAGUCAAUUAUAAUCCACCCACCAAUCUUACACAUCACAAAGUGCCCCAGGCUUUGUUUUAAUAGUGAUCUCCAUCCAUUUGUGGGAACAGUACAAGAUAUGUAUUUAUGUGCUGAACGUUGUUUCUUUUCAAGAUGUCCUCUUCCCCUCAGGACACAUUGAGCUCCCUCAGGCUAAGGACUAAAACCAUGGAUUAAGAUUUCUGUCAUGUCAUGUAAAAGUUCUGAAAUGUUUUUCUUUUUUGUCUCUUUUUAUCAAUGCACUGACAAUUUUUGACACCCUGAGUCUGUUCUAAUCAUUUUUUUAAUUUAUUUUUUUAACCUUAAGAAACCAAAUAGUAUUUAUAUUUAUAUAAAGCAAAUGGAUUUUUUUUUUGUUUGUUUUGCGAAAUACUUGUUUUAAUAUGCCAAUUUUAUUUUAUUUUGAACUUGUGCUUUAUGUAAAGCUUCUCACAUUCUUGUAUUUGAAAUCAAAUAUGCUUUUAUGUUCAGUGAUCAGAUUUUAUAAACCACUUUACGAAAUGUUAUUUUUAACGUAUAGCAUGUUCUGUUUUCUUCAAGAAUGACAUAUAACUACCCUGUGGCUGGUUUUAUAUAACAGUGUAUCUGUACUGCAGGGAGUGAAUGUUAAGUGUGUGUGUAUAUACAGAUACUAUGGGGUAUAUUCAAUAAGAGUCAGAUCCAUUCUGACAUGCAUUUGUCGGAAUGGAUCCGACCAGCCCUAUUCAAUGAGCGGCCAAAUCAGACUGUCUGAUUUGGCCGUUCCCGGUCUUCCGUUCUGCUGCUGCUCUCAGCAACUCCCCGUGUGUGAGAUCACAGGGUGCUGCUGGAGGGAGCCGCACUCAACCAGGGAGCGCUCCUGGGAGUCUAGCCGCCUGCCGGCCGAGAAGCGUUUCCGGGAGAGCGGAGCCUGGCUGAGGGGGGGGGGAAAGAGGAGAGUGUCUUCCACCGACCGCGGCUCCAGCUGCCCCCGCCGGUAAGAACUCUCUCUCCCUCGCCCUGCUCCCCUGUCUGAUCUCCUCAAUCCAACUUUUUUUCAAGUCGGAUUGAGAUUGUUGGAAACGGUGCCAAAACCUGUCGGAUUUGGCCCCGUUUCCGACAGAAGCACGCGGAUCGGCGGCUAUUCCGCCGAUCCACGUGUUUUUUACGACAAGUCGGGAAUUCCAGACUUGUCAGAAAAAAACAGCCCCUAUUGACUAGGUCGGAACGCCUUCCAACCUAAAUCAGUCGGAAACUGCCAUCUUUCCGACAAGAUGGCAGUUUCCGACUCUUAUUGAAUAUACCCCUGUAUGUCUGUUUGCCUACUAUGAUGUGCUAAUUCUGGUGGUGUUUUCUUUUUUUCCUGUGUUAAAUACUGAUGUUGUAUUGGUGCCUCUUUGCAAUUUUGCAUUUUCUUGUAUUCCAAUGGUGUCUUUUUUGAAAAUACAGACUGUACAAUGUAGAAAUAAUAGUAGCAUAUAUUUUGUUUCCCAUACAUCUUCAAAGAUGAACAUUCUAAUGAAUUGUAUAAGAGUGUAACUGGGAGAAUGGUGCAAUACAUAGAUACAAAUUAGAUGGCAUUUGUUUUAUAAAAUAGCAUUGCUGCACAACACCCUAGUAGCUUAUCUGCUGAGUAUUGGCAAGACACUCUUGUGUUUAUUAUAGCUAUCUUUUGGUAAACGUUACUUAUCUUAUACAGUCAGCGGUGUGUACCUAUAAUAAGGCAGCAACACUGCUGAUUCAUUUAAAUGAUGCAAAUUAUUAACUUAUUACCUUGUUAUUAACUAUGUUAAUGCUUCAAUAUUACAAAAUGAAUCUUUUAAAAUGCAUGCAAUACAUAAUUGCUUUUGUUGGCUUGAUAAUUCACUUGAAGAAUAGAGUUGACAAGCCAAACAUGUCCGCUAUCAUCUCAACCUAACCCCCCCCCCCACCCCACACGCAGUUGUCAUCUCAGAUACAGAAUGGCAUAGGAACACUCCCAGAUAACUGCAUUGCCUUCCAUACCCCUUACAUAGCUCACUGUAGACAGAAUUCUAACACCGUAUUAUCUAAAGAGAUAGUAAAAUAGAUAAAUGUCAAUAUUUGCACUGUAGCAUCACCGAGUAUCCAUUUCCUUUACAUGAAAUAUUAUAUAUUAUUUGUUUAUUUUUAUACACGCCCCUCCUUUUUCAAUUCACUGAAAACUGGGAUGUGUGUAUAAAUCUUUUUAUAGCUUUUUGGUUUAAAACUAUAUAUAUAUAUAUAUAUAUAUAAAAUCACACACACACACACACACACACACACACACCUUAUGGUGACUGUUUCCUUUCUGUAUGUGUGUGUAAAUAUACAGUAUAUGUGGAGAUUUUAUAUAUAUAUAUAUAUAUAUAUAUAUAUAUUAGUGUGUGUAUAUAUUUCUGCGGACUGUUUAUGUGCUAUGGAGACGAAAAAAUGUUUUGGGGAAUUUUUUAUUUGUCUGUCUAUUUCGGCAUCACACAAAAACUACAGGAUGAAUUUGGAUUGCGUUUUCACUAUUGUAUAGCUUAGUGACCUAGAAACAAACUGAAUUGUAUGAUCUCGAUGUGACAUUGCGGCGAGGAGCAAUAAAGGAAAAAACAGACGCUUUACACUGUGCACUUCAAAAUGACUAUAUGUAUAUAAAUACACUUAUAUAGCACACCCCAGAAAACACUCAGGACUGCAGGCGUAGAUCUCAGGACCAGCUGCUUCUCUCAUGGACAGCUUUACGUGACUUGCUCACAAGUUAGUAGCCCCAAGCAUCUUUUUGUGUUAAUCCCUGAAGGAAAAACCGCAAGUAUUGUUUACAAAUACAUUUUGUGAUCAGUGUGUACAAUAUGACAUAUACAUCACAAUAUUAGAUGUGUGUGUGUGUAUGUAUGUAUUAUUUGGCCACACCUGUUGAUUAGUGAAUUCAGGUGUUUCAAUCAGACCCAUUGCCAAAGGGGUAUAAAAUCAAACACCUAGCCAUGCAGUCUCCAUUUGCAAACAUUUGUGAUACAAAAUGGGUCGUUCUGAAGAGCUCAGUGACUUCAAGCGUGGUACUGUGAUAGGAUGCCACCUUUGCAAUAAGACGGUUUUUGAAAUUUCAUCCCUGCUGUAUAUUCCACGGUCAACUGUAAGUGAUAUUAUUAGAAAGUGGAAGCAUUUAGGAACAACAGCAACUCAGCCAGGAAGUGGAAGACCAUGUAAAAUCACAAAGCGGGGUCAAAGACUGAUUCCAUAGCCAUAUGACUCUUAACGUUGUCUAA
Pseudophryne corroboree (corroboree frog) is the source of this 4413-nucleotide messenger RNA. RefSeq names its product zinc finger DHHC-type palmitoyltransferase 21 (gene ZDHHC21). The record is from RefSeq and is a predicted model, not a curated record. Gene Ontology annotation, cellular component: Golgi apparatus; endoplasmic reticulum. Gene Ontology annotation, biological process: protein targeting to membrane; peptidyl-L-cysteine S-palmitoylation. Lineage: Eukaryota; Metazoa; Chordata; Amphibia; Anura; Myobatrachidae. Bases 307 to 1104 code for a protein of 265 amino acids. Gene Ontology annotation, molecular function: protein-cysteine S-palmitoyltransferase activity. The transcript is spliced from 8 exons.